Molecule: messenger RNA, 1312 nt
Organism: Artibeus jamaicensis (Jamaican fruit-eating bat)
Lineage: Eukaryota; Metazoa; Chordata; Mammalia; Chiroptera; Phyllostomidae
Gene: RAP2C
Product: RAP2C, member of RAS oncogene family
Exons: 3
Coding region: 727-1278 (183 amino acids)
Biological process (GO): Rap protein signal transduction; negative regulation of cell migration
Cellular component (GO): plasma membrane
Molecular function (GO): GTPase activity; GDP binding; GTP binding
Source: RefSeq, a predicted model, not a curated record
GGGUGGGUAAGGAAAAAAAGAGGUGGGUUCGCCUGGAGUCUUUGCGGCCGCAGCGGCCCGGACGGCACCCGCCCCUCUCCCCUCUGCGAAUAGCAGCGCUGGGGCCGUGGUGAGAGCUAGCAGCUGGCCCGUGACCAUGGCCUUGGCUUGACAGAGGCUCCGGGACGGCCGGGCGGGUGAGGACUGUAGGGCCGGACGACGCCCGCGAGAGCCGGGCCCAGAGACCCGCCCGGCGGCAGUGACGGGUGCCCUGCCCAGAGGCCUGGGCCAGCUCUGCAGCGAGAAAAGGAAGCGGGGUCUCAGGGCCCCUUUGUGUGAAGGGCGAAGGAGGUGUUGGGGCAGCCCCUGGCUACGGGCUUCUCCGUCGCAAGCCUGCCCGUGAGGGCCCCUUGGUCUGCGGCCUCCAGCCCUUCCCCCAGAGGGGCGCGUUUCAUCUCCCCACCCUCGCUGGGCUUUUCCAGGCGCGCCCUCCUCCCCACGCCCCCGGCCUAGGCUUCAGUUCCUAUAGGAGGGGCAUUACCAUCCAUCCCCACCCACCCCGACUCUUCACUCUCUCCCCUCCCCCGCCCUUAACUUCCUCUUCUUCCUCCGUCGGGCCCUCCGCUUCUCAGCGUUCUCCUCCCGAGUUCGCAGAUUUCCGCCCACCUUCCGCCUCCCCAAGCUGCGCCGCAGUUAGCGGGGCUUUAUUUUUCUUCCCUCGUGUAGGAGUUGGUGAAGGUGAGAUUCAUGAGGGAAUACAAGGUAGUGGUGUUAGGGAGCGGAGGGGUUGGCAAGUCUGCCCUGACUGUGCAGUUUGUCACUGGGACUUUCAUUGAGAAAUAUGACCCCACCAUUGAAGAUUUCUACCGCAAAGAGAUCGAAGUGGACUCUUCUCCGUCGGUGCUAGAAAUUCUGGACACCGCAGGAACUGAGCAGUUUGCCUCCAUGAGAGAUCUCUACAUCAAAAACGGCCAAGGUUUCAUCCUGGUUUAUAGUCUCGUUAAUCAGCAGUCUUUUCAGGAUAUCAAGCCAAUGAGAGAUCAGAUUGUCCGAGUGAAGAGAUAUGAAAAAGUCCCACUAAUCCUAGUAGGAAAUAAAGUGGAUCUGGAACCAGAAAGAGAGGUUAUGUCUUCAGAAGGCAGAGCACUGGCUCAAGAAUGGGGCUGUCCUUUCAUGGAGACAUCGGCAAAAAGUAAAUCAAUGGUGGAUGAACUUUUUGCUGAGAUCGUCAGGCAAAUGAACUAUUCAUCCCUGCCCGAGAAGCAAGAUCAGUGUUGUACAACUUGUGUUGUCCAGUAAAAAAGAUAACCUCAAUCAUGGCCAUACCGAGCAG